AUGCUGACUUUACGCUUUUUUUUUUACAGCAAGACCUUCCUGGCUCGCCUAUGCGAGCAGGCUGAGCGUUACGAUGAGAUGGUUACCUACAUGAAGGAGGUUGCCAAGCUGGGCGGUGAGCUGACUGUCGAUGAGCGUAACCUUCUCAGCGUGGCUUACAAGAACGUUGUCGGCACCCGCCGUGCCAGCUGGCGCAUCAUCUCGUCCAUCGAACAGAAGGAGGAAUCUAAGGGCUCCGAGAAGCACGUUGGCACCAUCCGCGAGUACCGUGACAAGAUCGAGGCCGAGCUGGAGAAGGUCUGCCAGGAUGUCCUGGAUGUUCUCGACGAGAGCCUGAUCCCCAACGCUGCCAGUGGCGAAUCCAAGGUUUUCUACCACAAGAUGAAGGGUGACUACCACCGCUACCUGGCAGAGUUCGCCUCUGGCGACAAGCGCCGCGGUGCCGCGACGGCUGCCCACGAGGCAUACAAGAGCGCUACCGACGUUGCCCAGACCGAGCUGACCCCGACGCACCCCAUCCGCCUCGGCCUGGCCCUGAACUUCUCGGUGUUCUACUACGAGAUUCUGAACUCGCCCGACCGUGCGUGCCACCUGGCCAAGCAGGCCUUCGAUGACGCCAUUGCCGAGCUCGACUCGCUCUCGGAGGAGUCAUACAGAGAUAGCACCCUGAUCAUGCAGCUCCUGCGCGACAACCUGACCCUGUGGACGUCGUCGGAUGCCGUCGACGCCGAGACCACUCCUGCCGAAGCCGCUAAGGAGGAGGAGAAGGCUCCCGCUGCCGAGACGGAGGAGUCUGAACCCAAGGCUGCCGAGCCCGAGCCGGAGGCUGCUUCGUAA
Messenger RNA from Sporothrix schenckii 1099-18, 837 nucleotides. Its product is annotated as tyrosine 3-monooxygenase/tryptophan 5-monooxygenase activation protein. The transcript has 2 exons. The record is from RefSeq and is a predicted model, not a curated record. Bases 1 to 837 code for a protein of 278 amino acids. Gene Ontology annotation, biological process: signal transduction. Lineage: Eukaryota; Fungi; Ascomycota; Sordariomycetes; Ophiostomatales; Ophiostomataceae. Gene Ontology annotation, cellular component: cytoplasm.